AUGCCGGUGGAAAAAGAGCGUAGGUUCUCCCGCUUGACGGCCCUUCUGCGCCGCCCGUCGUCGUCUUCCGCCAAGAACGCCGCUUCGGACUCCACCACCUCGACUUCAGUGACUUCGACGACGCCGACUCCCUCGCCCACCAGCAUCACCCACGGCAGCAUCUCCAGAGACGCUGUCACCGCCGGAGAGAGAGAAGAGCCUGGCGCUGAAGACGACGACGCCGUCCCCCGCUCGUCUUCCUGGCACUCGCUCGCCACCCAGCCGGCCGUCGCUGGCGAAGUAGCUUCUGCUUCUGCCUCUGCCACUGCUAUUACGCCCACUCCUACAGCGACCAGAGCUACACGGCGCACUCGACCUGUCGAGACUACCGUUGCUCAAAAGUCGCCAGGCGAGGCAGAUGGACACCUGGCGCUGAAGGGCCAGAGAUUGGGCGUUGAUUCGCGGCCCAAUAGAGCUCUGUCGCUGUCCAAUCCGUCGCGGACUCCACCACCAGCACAGCAGCAACAGAUACUGCAACAACAACAACAACAACUGCAACAGCAACCAAUUGCUACAGCUGUACGGUCUACGACGAGACAGGUGCCUUCUCCGUUGAUCGAGUCUCCCGCUUCUCCCAACCCGCCUCUGGCUCGCGCAAGACUUGUCAGCGUUGACAGUGGGAAAGAUACGGUCUCCGCCAGGCGGUUCGAGGACUACAGCUUUGCAUCGCCAGGGAUUCAGGAUCCCUCACAGCUUCAGAAUCGCGCUCAGCGACAGUUCAACCCUCGAGGAAGCAUAAGCGGUUCUCCUCGACCGUUAAACACACUCGACGAGUCUCGUCAGGGCAUCCCCUCACCCGCAUCUCCGAUUUCAGGCAGAAGCCCCCAGAAUUCUUCUGAUCAAAAGGGCCCUCGCCGACCUACACUCGCUGUCAGACGGCAGUCCCUCGUUCCUGCAUCACAGCAGAGGCUGAUAAACACCCUUCUUGAACCACCGUAUACCAGUGGCGCUGAAUACUUCCCCCGUUCAACACCUGCCAUCCAGUUCGACAUGAUCAACCGAAAAGUAUGGGUCAAGCGGCCUGGCUCCUCGCCAACGCUCGUCCUGGUCACAGAGGAAGACCUGGUCGACGACUUGCGGGAUUCUAUCCUGAAGAAAUACGCCAACUCCCUCGGUCGAACCAUCGACUCGCCCGAUAUCGUCAUUAGACUCAUCCAGCGAGAACCGUCGAGCAGACACGGCCAUCAGGAACGUGUUCUGGGUCCAGAAGAACCGCUUACCCGAACACUCGAUCAUUUCUACCCUGGUGGUCAGACGAUAGAUGAAGCCCUCAUCAUCGAAGUCCCGGCACGACGCACCCCAAAGGCAUCCCCUCUUACCCCUUACACUCACACAGACGAUUCCCGCGUCGAACAGUCCGGAUACUUCCCGCCAAUGCAUAUGAUCACACCAAACAGCGCUACCCUGAAAGACUCCAUGACUGCGCCGCAUCCGAACUCCAUGCAGGUUAUCCAUACCGGCCAGGUACCUCCGAUUCCGUCUCCGGGAUGCAGAGGGCCAUGGCAACAACCUCAGCAUCGGGGUAGCUAUCAUCAAUAUGCCAGCUCCCAGACCGGCCCUGGCUCCAUACCGUCGCCGUCUACCAACGCCACUCCGCCCGCUAUCCCUUGUGAACAAGCUCCCAAAUCCGCCUCACCCCCAUCUCGUGUCUCCUCUCCUCGUCCCAAGGGACUUGAAAAGUUGAACAAAAACCGCAGCUCGAAUUCCAACACGUUACCUACCUCACUGCUCGACGGCGCAAUACCACCGAUCAACGUCCUCAUUGUCGAAGAUAACACGAUCAACCUGAAGCUCCUCGAAGCUUUCAUGAAACGUCUCAAAGUCCGCUGGCAGACUGCCAUGAAUGGUCGUGAAGCCGUGAAUAAGUGGCGAGAAGGCGGUUUUCAUCUUGUCUUGAUGGACAUCCAAUUACCUGUCAUGAGUGGCCUAGAGGCAACCCGAGAGAUCAGACGAUUAGAACGAGUCAACAAUAUCGGGGUGUUCCAGCGAUCGGUGUCUGGCCCAUCUUAUUCUGCGUCCAUGGUUGGCUCGCCACCCACCUCACCCUCGCUCUCCGAGACACCAAAGUCAGAGCCGCAUUCAGAAGAAGUUAAGCCCGAGGACUUGCUGAACAAGGAAAACCAGUUUAAGAGUCCCGUUAUCAUUGUUGCUCUGACCGCAAGCAGCUUGCAGAGUGACAGACAUGAAGCGUUGGCUGCAGGUUGCAACGACUUCUUGACCAAGCCCGUAAACAUCGUCUGGCUCGAACAAAAAGUUACAGAAUGGGGCUGCAUGCAAGCUCUAAUCGACUUUGAAGGCUGGAGAAAGUGGCGCGGCUUCCACGACGCAUCCCACGAUUCGGCUGCCUACAAAAGGGGGAAAGAAAACGCCAACCCUAGCUUCGCAGCUGCAGAUACUCCUUUUCGAAAAACUAACGCCCUCAAGACGGUGCUGGGUAAAUCGAGCAGCGCGAAUCUACAGUCCAAACCCCGAGCAGCCGCUGCUGCCAUCUACGGCGACGCCACGCACGCCGGUGCCGAUGAUUCCUCAUCAACAGUCAGCUCUACAACAACGAUUGUUCCAAAGACGGAGGCAGGCCCUUCUACGUCCGGCGUCGGCACCGGAUCACCUACAUCUGUGACAACGAGGAGAUCCCCCGUAGUUACCAAGACGGCAUCAAAUGGUAGUGCAAAUGGCAACACAAAUCCUCAGGCCUGGAAGAGCACUCAACGAAACGGCGUUGCAGUGCCGCCUUGA
This is a messenger RNA of Microsporum canis CBS 113480, 2775 nucleotides long. Its product is annotated as response regulator mcs4. The coding region runs from base 1 to 2775 and encodes 924 amino acids. Gene Ontology annotation, biological process: phosphorelay signal transduction system. The record is from RefSeq and is a predicted model, not a curated record. The transcript has 3 exons. NCBI's taxonomy places the organism in Eukaryota, Fungi, Ascomycota, Eurotiomycetes, Onygenales, Arthrodermataceae.